AUGGCUCCAGUACAAAGUGAAGACGUCUCUUUGUUUCACAUCGAGCGCAUAUCGCAAUACGUCUGCAUCCCACCCUCAUGUCUCGCGGAUCCCUUCUCAGCAGUAUGCGCAACAGUACUAUCACCACUACUCCUCACGUACUUUCCACCUGCGAAGGGCGUAGUACUCGCAUACGAAAAUGUAGAGCUGCAAAGUACACCGCCCGCCGUAUCGGAUCCGAAAUCCAAGAAUAAAGCACAGUCGCAACAAAGCGAGUCUAGUUCCAGCGACGAUGCGCCUGCUGAGCCGUUGCUACUCAGGCAUGUCGAUGAAUACGCAGCGCCGUUUCUUUGGGUCACAGCCUCUUUCAUCGUAUGGCGCCCAACUCGAAAUGCAUACCUCACCGCGCACAUCACCGACCAAGCGAAGACGCAUCUCACACUCGCACACCUCAACACCUUCCCCGUGAGCAUACUCAAGGAAUGCCUUCCCUCAGAUUGGUCGUGGCAUUCGGAAGAAUCCGGUCAAACGAAGCAGGGAUACGAUGGCAAAUUGUCAGACGAGGGAGGCUGGUGGGUGAACGGCGACGGAGAGAAGGUGGAGGGAGAGCUACGAGUGAGGAUACGAGACGUGGAGGGCAGGAUGGAUGGAAAAGGAAAGGGCAAGGGUUUCUUGCGCAUUGACGGUGCGCUGGUUUCUGAGGAGGAGAUCAAGGCGGCACAACAGAAGGCUGGCAAGGGGAAGAGAAAAGCGACUACGAGCGCGAUGAAGGCGCAACCACAGAAGCAGGCGGAGAGAGAAGUCAUGGAGAUCGAUUCGGAUUAG
Alternaria triticimaculans is the source of this 804-nucleotide messenger RNA. RefSeq lists its product as uncharacterized. Bases 1 to 804 code for a protein of 267 amino acids. The record is from RefSeq and is a predicted model, not a curated record. Gene Ontology annotation, cellular component: RNA polymerase I complex. The transcript has a single exon. Gene Ontology annotation, biological process: DNA-templated transcription initiation. Lineage: Eukaryota; Fungi; Ascomycota; Dothideomycetes; Pleosporales; Pleosporaceae.